AAUUUUUCUAUUUCUCGAUGGUAUGCUGCACCGGUUGGAAGUCACGUUUCCAAUAAUGAUCCAAAAAUAUUGGAGAAAGAAAAGGAAAAAACAUUAAAAGUUUCGUCAUCAUCAAAAGAGAAGGUUAAUAAAAGUAGAGUUAAGCAUGCACCAGGAUGGAAUGAAUUAUUAGCAUCAGAUAGUGAAGCGAUCAUAAAAGCUGAACGUGGACAUGGACAUGAUAUCAACUGCAGCAUCGAAGAGCUUCAACGUCAAUCGGUAGCGACUUUUCAUGAGGAUAGGAAAAAUUAA
Messenger RNA from Ambispora leptoticha, 291 nucleotides. The record is from the annotation of a GenBank genome assembly. NCBI's taxonomy places the organism in Eukaryota, Fungi, Glomeromycota, Glomeromycetes, Archaeosporales, Ambisporaceae.